Fusarium oxysporum Fo47 is the source of this 2069-nucleotide messenger RNA. Its product is annotated as hexokinase-domain-containing protein. Gene Ontology annotation, biological process: intracellular glucose homeostasis; glycolytic process; glucose 6-phosphate metabolic process. The coding region runs from base 315 to 1793 and encodes 492 amino acids. The record is from RefSeq and is a predicted model, not a curated record. The transcript has 6 exons. NCBI's taxonomy places the organism in Eukaryota, Fungi, Ascomycota, Sordariomycetes, Hypocreales, Nectriaceae. Gene Ontology annotation, molecular function: ATP binding; mannokinase activity; glucokinase activity. Gene Ontology annotation, cellular component: mitochondrion; cytosol.
CUCAAUUUACUUCAGUCCAGUCCCGUCAGGACCUGCUAGCACCUACCUACCUUACCUACAUAAGGUGCUUUCUACUCCACCUCCCUUCCAUCCCAUCCCAUCCAUAUCUGGGCUGCUUUAAAAACCCUGUAUCCCCCUACCUACACCAUCCUCCUUAUACUCCUCAACCUAUUCUAAAUUGUGUUUCUUUCCUUUCGUGAAUACGUCUUGCUCCCUACAAAAGUUUCCACGGUGACCUACGCGCUACGAAGCUUCAACAAGACACUACCCCGCCAAAUCCGAACCCCGCCAAAAGUCAACACUCCCUCAUCAAAAUGGUCGGUCUCGGUCCUCGACGUCCUCCCUCCCGAAAGGGAUCGAUGGCCGAUGUCCCUAAGGAUCUCGCCGAUGAGAUUCACAAGCUCGAGAAGCUCUUUACGGUAGAGCCCGCUAAGCUCAAGGAGAUCACCGACCACUUUGUCUCCGAAUUGGCCAAAGGCCUCAGUGUUGAGGGGGGUAGCAUCCCUAUGAAUCCUACCUGGGUCAUGUCAUACCCCGAUGGCUAUGAAACCGGAACUUACCUGGCCCUGGAUAUGGGCGGAACAAACCUGCGAGUCUGCCAGAUCACCCUGACCGAAGAGAAAUCCGAGUUCGAUAUCCUCCAGUCCAAGUACCGCAUGCCCGAGGAGCUCAAGUCUGGUACAUCUGAAGAGCUUUGGGAAUACAUUGCCGAGUGUCUUUACCAAUUCCUCGAGACUCACCACGGAGACUGCAGCAAGCUGGGGAAAAUCCCUCUGGGUUUCACAUUUUCAUAUCCUGCCACCCAGAACUACAUCGAUGAGGGUAUUCUACAGCGAUGGACCAAGGGCUUCGACAUUGAUGGUGUGGAGGGCAAGAACAUCGUGCCCAUGUUUGAGGAGGCCCUGAAGGCUCGCGGCGUCCCCAUCAAGCUUGCGGCUAUCAUUAAUGAUACUACUGGCACAUUGAUCGCUUCAGCCUAUACUGAUACCGCCAUGAAGAUCGGCUGCAUCUUCGGUACGGGAUGCAAUGCUGCUUACAUGGAAGACUGUGGUUCCAUUCCCAAGAUUGCCGACCUAAAUUUGCCCGCCGAUCUGCCCAUGGCCAUCAACUGCGAGUGGGGAGCUUUUGACAACGAGCACAAGGUCCUUCCCCGAACUGCCUACGAUGUGACUAUCGAUAAGGAGUCUCCUCGCCCUGGACAACAGGCCUUCGAAAAGAUGAUUGCUGGUCUCUACCUCGGCGAGAUUUUCCGACUCAUCCUCGUCGACCUUCACGAUAACAAGGCCAUCCAUAUCUUUGAGAACCAGGACAUUGCUCUGCUACGCAAGCCUUACUCCCUCGAUGCUUCCUUCCUGUCUGCUAUUGAAGAGGACCCCUGGGAGAACCUGACUGAGACGUAUGAUCUCUUCGUCAAGAAGCUGAAUCUGAAGCCCACACGUCCCGAACUGGAGCUCGUUCGAAGGACCGCCGAGCUCAUCGGCACACGUGCUGCUCGCCUUUCGGCUUGUGGUGUCGCUGCUAUCUGCAAGAAGAAGGGUUACGAAUCUUGCCACGUCGGUGCUGAUGGCUCCGUGUUCAACAAGUACCCCUACUUCAAGGAGCGAGGAGCUCAGGCUCUGCGAGAGAUUCUCGACUGGCCUGCGAAGACCGACAAGAAGGCUGAGGACCCUAUUGAGGUUCUUACUGCCGAGGACGGCAGUGGUGUCGGCGCCGCCCUGAUUGCCGCCCUGACCCUUAAGCGAAUCAAUGAGGGCAACAUGGCGGGUAUCCUUCAUCCCGAGAACUUCAAAUAGGCAUGAGCGGGGGCCGAUUGAUGAAAGGCGCGUGAUGGGUAUCAAAGGUUAAUAUUAGGGUUGGUCGGAAAACGAAGAUAGACGUGGACUUGAAUGGAAAGCACGAAUAGAGACGAAGGGUUUCUUAAAGACUAUCAAGAGCGUGUGCCACUGACAGGCCUGGAAUUCUUUGAUGGAUCCAUUCGUCUAGCCCAUGAAUGUGCAAAUAGGCAACCGGUAUUCUGCGAAAUAAAGUUAGCUUGAUAGUGAUGUAAAAAUAUAUGGUAUAUCUUACUG